Rotaria sp. Silwood1 is the source of this 504-nucleotide messenger RNA. NCBI's taxonomy places the organism in Eukaryota, Metazoa, Rotifera, Eurotatoria, Philodinida, Philodinidae. The record is from the annotation of a GenBank genome assembly.
AUGGUUGAUUUAAGUGCAUCUGGUAGUGGGAAUCAACAGUUAUUCAAUUGUUGGAACGGUUCUAUGAUGUUGAACAUGCUUCUGGAUGAACUUGAUAUUCGACAAUUAAACAUUGACUGGAUUCGUUUUCAUGUUGGUCUUGUCAAUCAAGAACCAAUUUUGUUCGAUUUAGCAAUUGCUGAAAAUGUAGUAUAUGGAUUAGAGAAUAUUCCCAUGAAAGACAUUAUCAGUGCUGCAAGUAAAGCUAAUAUUCAUGAUUUUAUUGAACAAGUACCUCAGGGUUAUGAGACAAAAGUAGGGACGAAAGGGAGUUUUUUAACAGGUGAUGAGAAGCAAAGUAUUGCUACUGCUCGAGCACUUCUUUGUCAACCUAAAAUAUUGUUCUUAGAUGAGACUACAAGCGCCAUGGAUUCAUACAAUGAACAAAUGGUUCAACAAGCUCUAAACAAAGUGCAAGCAGAAGAUCCUAGUCAAACAUCACUCAUUAUUGCUCAUCGUCUUUGA